AUGGUGCCUUCUGCACAGCUGGAUUUCAACCUGCAGCCUCUUCUGGAACAGCUCGACCAGGAUGAGUUGAGCAAGUUUAAGUCUCUGCUGAGGACCCUUUCCCUGCAAGAUGAGUUACAGCACAUUCCCCAGAUGGAGGUAGAACAGGCUGAUGGGAAGCAACUGGCAGAAAUUCUCACCAACCGAUGCCCCAGCUACUGGGUAGAGAUGGUGACCAUCCAGGUCUUUGACAAGAUGAACAGAACAGAUCUGUCUGAGAGAGCAAAGGAUGAACUCAGAGAAGCAGCGUUGAAGUCACUUCAGGAAAAUAAGCCUCCAUCAUUAGAGAUCACAUGGACUCAGGAACCAAAAUGUGAAAACCCGGAAGAAAUACAGCAGCAUUUAGAAGAUGACGAGGAGCCAGGUAAACAGGAUAAAUACAGAAAUAUAAUGAAGAAGUUCUGGCACAUCUGGGAGAAGAACUUUUGGCCUGAGGCCAGUGAAAACAUCCAUAUUGUCGCCCAGAGAUAUGAGAUGCUGAUCCCAUUCUGCAAUCCUAAAAUGCUUACAGGGCCGUUUCCGCACACGGUGGUGCUGCAUGGUCCUGCAGGCGUUGGGAAAACCAUGCUGGCAAAGAAGUUGAUGCUGGACUGGACACAGGACCACCUCGCAAAGACGUUCCCUUCCACCUUCUAUCUGAGCUGCAAGGAGCUCAACCACAAGGGGGCGUGCACUUUUGCAGAGCUGAUAUCCGAGAGCUGGCCAGAUUUGCAGGAUGCCAUUCCAGAGAUCCUAGCCCAAGCGCAGAAGAUCCUGUUCAUCAUCGAUGGUUUUGACGAGCUGAGAGUCCCCCCGGGGGCACUCAUCCAUGACAUAUGUGGCGACUGGCGGAAGCAGAAGCCGGUGCCCAUCCUCCUGGGGAGUUUGCUGAAGAGAAAAAUGUUACCCAAGGCCACUUUACUGAUCACCACUCGACCGGGGGCCCUGAGAGAGCUCCGGCUCUUGGUUGAACAGCCACUCUUCAUAGAAAUCGAAGGGCUCUUAGAGCUGGACAGGAAGGCGUAUUUCUUGAAACACUUUGCGGAGGAGGCUCAAGCGCUGCGAGCCUUUGACUCGAUGAGGAACAACGCAGCUUUGUUCCACAUGGGCGCGGCCCCCGCCGUGUGCUGGAUCGUCUGCACUUGUCUGCGACUGCAGAUGGAGAAGGGGGAGGACCCCGCCCCGACUUGCCAGACCACCACGUCACUGUUCCUGCGUUUCCUGUGCAGCCAGUUCACGCCAGCUCCCGGCAGCUGCCCCAGUCAGGGCCUCCAAGCUCCAGUGGAGGCCCUGUGUCUCCUGGCUGCUGAGGGCGUCUGGACACAGACGUCUGUGUUUGAUGGAGAAGACCUCGAGAGACUUGGGGUAAAGGAGUCUGCCCUCCAUCCUUUCCUGGACAGGAAUAUCCUCCAGAAGGGCAAAGACUGUGAGGGCUGCUACUCCUUCAUCCACCUCAGUGUCCAGCAGUUUCUUGCUGCCUUGUUCUAUGUCCUGGAGAGAGAGGAGGAGGAGGAAGAUGGGGAUAGCCACAGGUGGGACAUCGGGGAUGUGCAGAAGCUGCUCUCCAAGGAAGAAAGACUAAAGAACCCCACCCUGGCCCAUGUGGGGCACUUCUUAUUUGGCCUUUUGAAUGAAAAGAGAGCCAGGGAGCUGGAGACAACUUUUGGCUGCCGAGUGUCCUUGGAGGUCAAGCAGGAAUUGCUGGAAUGCAGAAUAAAGUCCAAUGAGGGUAAACCCUUCUCCUCAGUGACGGACGCGAAGGAGUUUUUGUACUGUCUCUACGAAUCUCAGGAGGAGCAGCUUGUGAAGGAUGCAAUGGCCUGCAUCAAGGAAAUGUCCCUGCACUUGAAAAAUAAAAUGGACAUCAUACACGCAUCAUUCUGCCUCAAGCAUUGUCAAAACUUGCAGAAAUUUUCGCUGCAGGUAGAAAAGGGAAUAUUCCUGGAGAAUGAUACUGCAUCGGAAUCAGAUGCUCAGGUUGAGAGGUCCCAAAAUGAUCAACACAUGCUUCCUUUCUGGAUGGACCUUUGUUCUGUAUUUGGCUCAAACAAGAAUCUGACAUUUCUGGACAUCAGUCAGAGCUUCCUUAGUACCACAUCAGUGAGAAUUAUUUGUGAAAAAAUAGCCUCUGCUACCUGUAAUCUCCAGAAAGUGGUCCUCAAAAAUAUUUCCCCACCUGAUGCUUAUCGGAACUUCUGCAUCGCUUUUGAUGGUCAUGAGACUCUGACACAUCUGACGCUUCAAGGAAAUGACCAGGACGAUAUGCUUCCCCCCUUGUGUAUGGUCUUGAGGCACCCGAAAUGUAAUCUGCAAUAUCUGAGUUUGGUAUCUUGUUCUGCCACCACUCAGCAGUGGGCUGAUCUCUCCUCUUCCCUCAAAAUCAACCAGUCCCUCACAUGCCUGAACCUUACAGCAAAUGAGCUCCUGGAUGAGGAUGCCAAGUUGCUGUACUUGACUCUGAGACACCCAAAGUGCUUCCUGCAGAGGUUGUCGUUGGAAAACUGUCACCUUACAGAAGCCUAUUGCAAGGAGCUGUCUUCUGCUUUGAUUGUCAACCAGAGGCUGACACACCUGUGUUUAGCAAAGAAUGCUCUGGGGGAUGAUGGGGUGGAACUUCUGUGUGAGGGCUUGAGUUACCCUGAAUGUCAACUACAGACCCUAGUGCUAUGGUACUGCAACAUAACCAGUGAAGGCUGCAAUCAUCUCUCAACGCUUCUCCAACAAAAUUCAAGCCUCACGCACUUAGAUCUGGGGCUGAAUCACAUAGGAAUUAUUGGACUGAAGUUUCUGUGCGAGGCUUUGAAGAAACCACUGUGUAACCUGAGAUGUCUAUGGUUGUGGGGAUGUGCCAUCACUCCUUUCAGUUGUGAAGACCUCUCGUCUGCCCUCAGCAGCAACCAGAACCUGACCACUCUGGAUCUGGGCCAGAAUUCCUUGGGCUACAGUGGAGUAAAGGUGCUGUGUGAUGCCUUGAAGCUUCAAAGUUGCCCCCUCCAGACACUCAGAUUGAAGAUAGAUGAAUCUGAUGCUCGAAUCCACAAGCUGCUGCAAGAAAUCAAAGACAGCAACCCACAACUGACUAUUGAGAGUGAUCAUCGAGAUCCAAAAAACAACAGACCUUCUUCUCAUGACUUCAUUUUCUGAAUCCCCCUGGAGUCAUUCCUUCUACAGUAAAGUCAUGGAUCUUCAAGGUGGUGGUGAACCUCCUAUGAGCCUUCUCAGCAGUCCUAGUUUCUGGGCCAGAUGUUGUUUUAGCCGUGGUUGUGCCUCUGGCUUACAUAA
Molecule: messenger RNA, 3300 nt
Organism: Ceratotherium simum simum (southern white rhinoceros)
Lineage: Eukaryota; Metazoa; Chordata; Mammalia; Perissodactyla; Rhinocerotidae
Source: RefSeq, a predicted model, not a curated record